Galeopterus variegatus (Sunda flying lemur) is the source of this 1950-nucleotide messenger RNA. RefSeq names its product prolactin releasing hormone receptor (gene PRLHR). The transcript has a single exon. The record is from RefSeq and is a predicted model, not a curated record. Bases 133 to 1245 code for a protein of 370 amino acids. Gene Ontology annotation, biological process: G protein-coupled receptor signaling pathway. Lineage: Eukaryota; Metazoa; Chordata; Mammalia; Dermoptera; Cynocephalidae. Gene Ontology annotation, molecular function: neuropeptide Y receptor activity; neuropeptide binding. Gene Ontology annotation, cellular component: plasma membrane; neuron projection.
UGGCCAGUGAGUUAUUCCGAGGGAGGACUUGGGUGAGGGGUGAUGGCGGGGUGGGGGAGGGCGCGGUUGGUGUGGGAGGGGUAGAUGGAACACGGGAAGUGACGGACUGGGAUUGUCUUUGGACAGGUGGUCAUGGCCUCCCUGCCCACUUGGGGCCCCGGGGUUUCGGACUUACUUUCUGGGCUGCUGCCGACGGCCGCGUCUCCAGCCAGCCAGAGCGCAGAGGCCUUGAUGGAUAACGGGUCGGCGGCCGGCCCGGGCGCCCCGGCCCUCACGCCCUUCCAGAGCCUGCAGCUGGUGCAUCAGCUGAAGGGGCUGAUCGUGCUGCUCUACAGCGUCGUGGUGGUCGUGGGGCUGGUGGGCAACUGCCUGCUGGUGCUGGUGAUCGCGCGGGAGCGCCGGCUGCACAACGUGACCAACUUCCUCAUCGGCAACCUGGCCUUGUCCGACGUGCUCAUGUGCACCGCCUGCGUGCCGCUCACGCUGGCCUACGCCUUCGAGCCCCGCGGCUGGGUGUUCGGCGGCGGCCUGUGCCACCUGGUCUUCUUCCUGCAGCCCGUCACCGUCUACGUGUCAGUGUUCACGCUCGCCACCAUCGCCGUGGACCGCUACGUCGUGCUGGUGCACCCGCUGCGCCGGCGCGUCUCGCUGCGCCUCAGCGCCUACGCGGUGCUGGCCAUCUGGGCGCUGUCCGCGGUGCUGGCGCUGCCCGCCGCCCUGCACACCUACCACGUCCGGCUCGAGCCGCACGACGUGCGCCUCUGCGAGGAGUUCUGGGGCUCCCAAGAGCGCCAGCGCCAGCUCUACGCCUGGGGGCUGCUGCUCGUCACCUACCUGCUCCCUCUGCUGGUCAUCCUCCUGUCUUACGUCCGGGUGUCCGUGAAGCUCCGGAACCGCGUGGUGCCCGGCUGCGUGACCCGGAGCCAGGCCGACUGGGACCGCGCGCGCCGCCGCCGGACCUUCUGCUUGCUGGUGGUGGUCGUGGUGGUGUUCGCCAUCUGCUGGCUGCCGCUGCACGUCUUCAACCUGCUGCGGGACCUCGACCCACAAGCCAUCGACCCCGACGCCUUCGGGCUGGUGCAGCUGCUCUGCCACUGGCUCGCCAUGAGCUCGGCCUGCUACAACCCCUUCAUCUACGCCUGGCUGCACGACAGCUUCCGCGAGGAGCUGCGCAAGCUGUUGCUCGCCUGGCCGCGCAAGAUCGUGCCGCACGGCCAGAGCAUGAUGGUCAGCGUGGUCAUCUGAUGCCACUGUGCCAGGCCUUGGCUGGGGAGCCCUAUGUCCACUGGCCUCCAAGGGUGCCACCCGAGUUUGGACCGGAGGGCUCAUUUCCAGCUCCAGAGCUAAGCCAGCAAGGGGCAAAAUUCCAGCCCAGCCCUCUUGUCCAGCUGCCUGUUUUGUCCCGUGUUUCUGUAAAAUGUCAAGUGGGCUUUGGUGAGAGCCUUGUGCGUUGCUUGGAGGCCAGGGAGAGGGAAGAGGACUUAUUAUUUCUCUCUCGUGCCCUUGAAGACCAAACAAAGCUUUCUUCAGGUUCAGAAAAGUAUUUCAGGACCGCGGUUGUCUUCCCUGCUUUCUCUUAACGCUUGCUCUUACUUUAAAUGACUGCGUUGGGAUUGAUAAAGCUUUUCAGUUUGCCUUUUUAAAAGGACCGAGCUGAGAUAUAUAAUACCUGAUAUUGCUUAGUCCAUUUGAACCCUUGAAUUUGUAGGCUUUUUGGUAAAUGUUUAUUCCAAACCUACACCUAGGAUUUCAGCAUUUCCUGAAAAAGACCUUUACACGCCAAAGGGUUUUAGUUUGAAAAUCACUUGAAUUUAUAGUAUAAAAAAACCCCACUUAGGAACCACCUUUCAAAACGUCUUAUGUUUGUUUUCUCUUCUCCUUACUCCCCAACUACUAUUUUAAAAUGAGAUGAAUUAGUCAAUGAAGAUACAGAUGAAUAGAGAUAAAGAG